AUGGCAGCUAAUCUUUUGUACAACUCAUGAGCUGCGAAUAAAACAUGCCAUUCAGAUAUAGGGUUUGAUGUAGCGCAACGGCAAGUGGUUUCCCGCGUAAACGGCGAUUUUCCCCGGUGAGGAAUCGCUCGUGGUGCUGAAUUGCUACAGUUCUAGUAAGGAGGCUGAGCACGGGGAUUUCCUCGCCUGCUUGUUUUGUAAGCGGGGAGUUGUUUGCCACUUUCACAAGCAGGCGUUUAGAGGAGUCGUGGAAUGACACUGUGUAACUGGUUGCUUUUGUGAUAUACAGUUUGCCAAGACGUCGCGUGUCCACUGUAUGACAGCGCUUCUUGGUGGCUUGUCAACUCAUGCGCUUCUUGCUGUUCAAACCUGCUGCUUCAUCACCUCGUUGUGAAAAGGAGCAAGCGCAAGCCGAGGCAGCGGUUUAGCGAGACCAGACCAAGCAGCAGUAUAGGUGGACGCGGCUCUCGUGGCAUGACUACCAUAAACAAGGGAAACAAGGCCUUGAAGGUGAAGCGGGAGCCAGGGGAAAAUGGCACCAGCCUGACCGAUGACGAGCUGGUGACCAUGUCAGUGCGGGAGCUAAACCAGCAUCUACGGGGCCUGACCAAGGAGGAAAUCCUUCAGCUGAAGCAGCGGCGGCGUACCCUGAAGAACCGGGGCUAUGCUGCCAGCUGCCGGGUGAAGCGUGUCACCCAGAAAGAGGAGCUGGAGAAGCAAAAGGCUCUACUGCAGCAGGAAGUGGACAAGCUGGCAACAGAGAAUGCCAGCAUGAAGGUGGAGCUGGACGCUCUGCGUUCAAAGUAUGAGGCCCUCCAGAGCUUUGCUAGGACUGUGGCCCGCAACCCUGUCACCUCAGCCAGGGGACCUAUGGCCUCUGUCAUAGGACCACUCAUCCCCGGUAAAGGAGGUGCCACCAGCGUCAUCACCAUCGUCAAAUCCAAAACGGAGGCUAGGUCGUAGUAGCAGAAAGGGCGGGAGGAAGUUUUUCAAGACUAAACUAGUCAGUGCAUUGUAACAUGCCGCAGGACUACCUGUGUAAGUUCUCAGUUUCAACCCUUGACACUAACACUAACAAUAUGCUUCCCAAAUUCACUUUUAAAGCAAUACUCAGCAGUCUGUACCUGUCAAAUAGACAUUUUCUGCUUUAAAGUGACACAGUCAAAUUGUGGGCUUUAGGACAUCACAGUUAGUUGUUGAAGAAUAGCGACGUAUUGACAAUACUGAAACAUUUCAUAUAAAAAGCAGAUAGUGGUUGCAAAUACUCAAGAUAGCAAUAUUGAGUAGAAAAAGUACAAAGUGGAAUUAAAUUCAGACCGUUAUUGAUUUUUGAUAAGGUACUGUGUGUGAUGUGUCUGUUUCCUUAAGACUGAGCUCUUAAGACUUUUCCGUCCUAAGAAUUGGCAUUUGUAAAGUCUCAAAACAACGAUAUGUUUCAGACAUUAGUCCUCACCCCUAAACCAGUUUGGUUGUUAUUAUGCACUGACUUAAAUUUGGAUAAAUGACAACGGUCACAAGCUCUUGGUGUGGAUACUCCAAAUGUCUUCAUAACAGCCUGACUAACCCAAAACUAGUACAUUUUUGUUGGUCGCCUGUCAAGAAAAUAAUUGUGAAAUAAUGCUCCCAAAUCCAGCAUUCAUUUCUGUUUAUCUGUGACAGGCUUUAUUGAACUUGUCAUUAUCAAUAUGACUGGUAGAUGCAAUAAUAUACGUAUGCACUGAAAAUACAAAGAGGUCUUGCAUAUUUAUGGUUAAGUGGAGAAAAAAUAAAAAUGAUCAGCAGUUCUUAAUGAUAUUGUUCCAGAGCUGAGUGCCAUUCCAAUAUGACAAGAUUCUUUUACAAUAGCUGAAUACCUGAAUGUUAUAACAGUAAUAUCCUCAUGUUUUGUGGGGACAGUGAAAUCCACAAACAUUUUGAAACAUAAUUUUUGCUCAUAGAGAAAAUAUGUUCAAGUUGUUUUGUUUAAUAUAUAUAUAUAUAUAUAUAUAUAUAUAUAUAUACAUUGCAUUUUUUUGUAAUUACUUGUUGACCGGGGCCGUCAGAUAUUUCCAAAAGAAAAUCUUUACACAAGCUUUACUGUUUGAAUUGUUAAGGUGUAGAAAACUUUGUCUAUUGUUGAGUUCUUGGUUUUUACUACUAGGUAGAUUACCUUCCAUUGUUUAUAGAAAUACAGAUAAAGAAAACAUAAAAAAAUCCUGUGACAUCUUUUUUGCAAUUGUACCGAAAGUGGCUUACUAUUGAAGUCUGAUAGCUUUUUUCUAGUGACUAGGCGCGUACUGUGGGGUAGCGCGUGAUGUGAUGUUUAAGUGACAAGUUGGCAGUGUCGUUCACUGUAUAGAUGUCAAUGCUGUGCUAUUUAAAACAAAUCUGUAGAGCUAAACUAGGUGGUGUAAACAAGGUCAAUUGUCUUUGUGCGUAUUGGCAUCUGUGAUAUCCUCCUCUUCCUUGGUGUUAGUUACAAAUCAUAUGUCAUUAAGAGUUUACCCCAUUGAGCCAUGUAAGACAGAAUCGGGUUAAAUGGAAUUAGUGACUUUUACUGAAGCUUAAAGUGAUACUGUCAAUGCAGAAUCUGAAUAAGGGUUGCACCUAGUGCUGGAUGCCCUCUAAACACAUCCUCUGUGACCUGCAGCUAGAUGAUUUUAGUGUUGGGAAGAUUUGUUUAUAGUAUCCAUUUCAGCCACUUCAUUGGUUGGAAUUAGAUCAUAGGAAUAUCAAUUAAUAACCCUUCAAAUUUAGCUUUUCACAGACUAAACUUAAUGUGAAGUUAAGUGUUUUUCCCCUCCCAAUUGUUGUCGAGUAACUUUCUCAAGCUUAUAGCGAUACAAUUGCAUCCAUAACCUUAAAGGGUAACUUGUGUAAAUUGACCCACUGGUCUUCAGACUGUCAGAUUUAAAGCGGGAGGGUUUGGCUGAGGGUUUGUAUGCACUAAGCUCCUGCUUGUUUUGCUCAGGACAAAACAGGUCACUCUAAAAAUGAACAAACCAUUCUAGAUGAAAGGCAGGGAUGGCAGCUCUGCUCAUGUUUUUCCUCCCUCUUUUUUUAAUAAUAAGCAUGUCAUGAAGGGCUUCAAUCUGCACUCAGACACAGCAAGACCAUGUAGAAUUACAAUCAUAAACUGCUGCCAGCAGCGCUCCUUCUGUGCCAAGUGUCGCAUCACUCUCCUGGUCCUCUAAAAGGGAAUGUAACAGCGGAGCAGUUUUACACCUCAAGGUGAAAGCAGUUAACAGAAUGCACUUCAUCUGGAUCCCACUUUCCUGCUGGUCAGAAUGUCUUAUAGUGUUGGCCAGGUGUUAAUCUACAGUCAGUCUCAAAACUAUGCCUCAGCAAAACUCCAUGCUAGCGACCUGGGUGCUGGUUAUACUGUCUGUGUGCAAGUGUCCUAUCCUCAACAUGCUUAGCUAUGUACAUUGACUGGUUAACUGUGGGAAAAUAUAUAUCUGACUCUUGACAUAGCCCAGUAUUGAUGUUGGCGUCCUUAUUGCUGUGGCAGUCUUGUGGAGUGAAUCUUUUUUGUGUCAAGUGUCUUCUAAGGUGUUUGAGCUGCACCGUCGACCAAUCUCUCGAUCUCCGCUAGAGAUGAGGACUCUCUCUUUCUCACACAUACAGGUGUAUAGUAUGUAGCUACAGUAGGUAAUGACCAUUGUGAAAAAGUGACCCUUAAUAUGCAACUCAGUGGAAAGGUGUGAAAGAGUAGAUGUAAGAGUAAAAUAUUGUCAAAGUGACUAUGGUCUGUUAUUUAAUCAUUCUUGCUGUUUUGUAGGUUCUUUGCAAAAU
Etheostoma spectabile (orangethroat darter) is the source of this 3774-nucleotide messenger RNA. Its product is annotated as transcription factor MafG. The transcript has 3 exons. Gene Ontology annotation, biological process: regulation of transcription by RNA polymerase II; regulation of epidermal cell differentiation. Gene Ontology annotation, cellular component: nucleus. Bases 475 to 963 code for a protein of 162 amino acids. The record is from RefSeq and is a predicted model, not a curated record. Gene Ontology annotation, molecular function: RNA polymerase II cis-regulatory region sequence-specific DNA binding; DNA-binding transcription factor activity, RNA polymerase II-specific. Lineage: Eukaryota; Metazoa; Chordata; Actinopteri; Perciformes; Percidae.